UGCAGCCAAAGCAACGGGAGCUGGAGAGGGGGCCGGGAGACGGUCUGCCACUUGCCGGGGCGCGAUCGCUGUUUGGUGUUUUUUCUUUUUUUGCAAAACGCGAUCCCUCCCUCUCUCUCGUGGAAGCCGGCCCGGCUCGCCCUCUUAAUCUUGGGGAAAGAAAACUGAUUUCCCGUCGGAGAUAUAUAUAUAUAUAUAUAUAUAGUGGAGCCUGGCGCCAACUUACAUAGCCUCUUGAUCCGGGUUUCCCUGGCCGGCUUUUCGCUUCCAGUUCUUUUUUUUUUCUUCUUCUUCUUGGGGGUGAAACAAAACGAGGUUUACCAAAAUGCCAGCCGAUACGAUGGAAAAACCCACCGCUUCGCCGAUCGCCGGAGCCCCGGCCAGCUCCAGCCAAACCCCAGAUAAACCCAAGAGCGCCAGCGAGCACAGAAAGUCCUCCAAGCCCAUCAUGGAGAAGCGACGGCGGGCACGGAUUAAUGAAAGCCUGGGCCAGCUCAAGACUCUCAUCUUGGAUGCGCUGAAGAAAGAUAGUUCCAGGCACUCGAAGUUAGAAAAAGCAGAUAUCUUGGAAAUGACAGUAAAACACCUGAGAAAUCUCCAAAGAGCCCAGAUGACAGCUGCUCUGAGUGCGGAUCCUACCGUCUUGGGCAAAUACCGAGCUGGAUUUAAUGAGUGCAUGAACGAAGUCACUCGUUUCCUCUCCACCUGCGAAGGGGUGAACACGGAGGUCCGCAGCCGGCUCUUGGGCCACCUUUCCACUUGCCUGGGUCAGAUUGUGGCCAUGAAUUACCCGCCUCCGCCGCCCCCUCCUCCUCCUCAGGCCACCGGUGGACAGCCUGCGCAUUUGGCCCAACCUCUGCAUAUCCAGCUGCCAGGCCCAGCAGCUGCAGCUGGAGUCAUGCCCGGGCCGUGCAAACUCAACCCUAGUGAAAGUUUGUCUCCCAAAGUCUACGGGGGCUUCCAGCUGGUACCGGCGACCGACGGCCAGUUCGCUUUCCUCAUCCCUAGCCCGUCCUUCCCACCUAACGCCGGACCCAUGGUUCCGCUCUACGCCAACACGAACAUGCCCGUUUCCUGCAACGGUUCAACGGCGACUCCUUCGGUAUCGCCAGUGCAAGGCCUCACAUCUUUUGGGGGCAGCUUAGCCCCCAUUUCUCAAGCCGGAGGAGAACGUCAUGAAACGGUUUGGAGACCUUGGUGACUUCCCCUCGUCCUGCCCCUCCGCACAGAAAAAAAAAUUCUGACUUAUUUUCAACCUGUGGUUCCGUUGUAUGGAGCCUGGACUUCUAUUUUGUUGGCUGAAUCCCCUCCCCCACAAAAAAACCAACAACAACUCAUAUUUAUUCAUUUCCAAAGGGGUUGGUAUGCCAAUUUGUAUUUUUCAUCCUUUUUUUAAAAAACAGACAACUACAACCACGUCCUGUGAAAAUAUUUUCUUUUUUAAAAAAAGAAAAAAAAAGUUAGUUUUGUAUCAAAUAUUUGUCAUGUACUAUGCCAAAGCUUGUUUAUGUCUGUCUUGAGACUUUUCUGUUUUUAAAAAGAAUGCUGGAAGAUGUUUGUACAAAUAAAACUUUUUCUUGAAUUAAA
Ahaetulla prasina is the source of this 1587-nucleotide messenger RNA. RefSeq names its product hes family bHLH transcription factor 4 (gene HES4). Gene Ontology annotation, cellular component: nucleus. The record is from RefSeq and is a predicted model, not a curated record. Lineage: Eukaryota; Metazoa; Chordata; Lepidosauria; Squamata; Colubridae. Gene Ontology annotation, biological process: regulation of neurogenesis; regulation of transcription by RNA polymerase II; anterior/posterior pattern specification. The coding region runs from base 326 to 1201 and encodes 291 amino acids. The transcript is spliced from 4 exons. Gene Ontology annotation, molecular function: protein dimerization activity; RNA polymerase II cis-regulatory region sequence-specific DNA binding; DNA-binding transcription factor activity, RNA polymerase II-specific.